UGCACCCGCACGCACGAACCACCUCUCGUCGUCGCAUAGCAACGGCGCCAAACAACAUGGCGACGCCGCGGGAAGAGGAGGCGUCGCGCUACCUGCGGGAUCACCGAAUAGACGACCUCUUACACAGUUUAACUAGCAUGCUGUUUUUCCACAGACCGCAACGACCGCGGGAGUUUCUGAUCAAACAGCUGGAGCUGAUGAAGGCUUCCAGGCGCGGGGAGGCGCCGUGCCCUUGCCUCUUCGACGCCCCCAGUUUGGACGUGCUGUUCGGGAUACUGGACCCCACCGGCCGUGGGCACAUCAGUGCGGCCCAGUACAGAGCGGCUUUAACUACUUUAGGAGUUAAGGACUUUGAUGAGUCUCCUGAAGGUGCCUCCACAGACCAGAUAUCUCGGGAGACCUUCAAGACGGAAGCGCAAGAAGGUUUAUUAAAAAGCUCGACAGCUUUUAAAGCUUUGUGAACACAUGGGUUUCUGUUUUUUGUCUGCUUUACAAUGUAUCCAAAUAUUGUAUUAAAAAAGAAACUGGUAGAUUUUAAAUAGUCCUUUUAACUACUAUGAACGUAAAAUACAGGAGAUGGCUGAGAUGUUAGUGUUGUACGGGUGUAAUGUUUUACGUGUGACCUGGAUGCAUUUUUUUUUUUGGGGGGGGGGGGGGGGCUGGAUUUUGGGUACACUCUCCUGACAUUUAAGAUGGGCAAGCUCUGUUUUCCAGCUGUAAUUAAUGAUAUUUAAUAAUUAAUUCUUUCUUCUCUAUGUACGUGUAUGUUAUGAAGCAUAUCUCCAACAGCUGCAUAGCUGGAACCUAUAAACAAAAGUAAGUUUUGUUUAGAAAGUUCUGUGACAGAACCAUUGAAAGUAGCAUGAUCGCUGAUUGUCACUACACGAGAGAGACGUGAAUGUUUAUUACAUAUGUGAAGGGGAGGCUGAGACAAGCCGGCUGGUUUUGGAUCAGUGUCCUGCACAGUGUCGCUGCCGAAACAGCAUUUACCGCAGAUCAAAGGCAAGUUCAAACGUACCAGUAUCUUAUUUUAAUGUUACUUCGUCUGACAAAUUGUAUAUAUUGUUCUUGUAUAAGGGAAAUUGUAUGCAUAAAUAAAACUGCAUUCGUGUUGGAGGUGUUGUAAAGAAACCAUGCAUGCAGAAACAAAA
This is a messenger RNA of Brienomyrus brachyistius, 1151 nucleotides long. It is a transcript of the gene efcab10, whose product is annotated as EF-hand calcium-binding domain-containing protein 10. The transcript is spliced from 4 exons. Bases 57 to 461 code for a protein of 134 amino acids. Lineage: Eukaryota; Metazoa; Chordata; Actinopteri; Osteoglossiformes; Mormyridae. The record is from RefSeq and is a predicted model, not a curated record.